Molecule: messenger RNA, 1197 nt
Organism: Lizanozyma spartinae
Lineage: Eukaryota; Fungi; Ascomycota; Pichiomycetes; Serinales; Debaryomycetaceae
Exons: 1
Coding region: 1-1197 (398 amino acids)
Biological process (GO): ubiquitin-dependent endocytosis
Cellular component (GO): cytosol; plasma membrane; cytoplasm
Molecular function (GO): protein-macromolecule adaptor activity; ubiquitin protein ligase binding
Source: RefSeq, a predicted model, not a curated record
AUGCUGAGUGGAAUUGGUCUCUUCAGCUAUAGUCCGCCGACUGCCAAGGGGUUCCGGUUUGGAUUUGGUCCAUCAUUUAAGGUGGAGAUAACUGAUUUCAAUAGAAAUAUUUAUCUCGAAAGUCGAUUUUCAGAUGCGUUCCCCACAUCUCGGUUAGCUACUGGUAGCUUGAAUCUAGAAGUUGGUCGUAAAACAAGUUUCUCCGAGAUAUCUAUACGAUUUAAAGGUGUUAGACUUGAGUUUACCCCCUCUCCAACUCCAUCCGAUAGUCGAAGGUACAAUUCAAGAUUUGUCGUUGAUGAAACCAUAACGUUCUUCUCCCAAAAUGAAUUUGAAGAACCUUGGGAACUUGUGCCGGGUACUUAUAGGUUCCCCUUCGAGUUCAUUGUGGAUCUGGACUUACCGGAAUCAGUAGUACUGAAGGUUUAUGCUGUGAUGUAUGAUUUGACAGCCACUAUUAAAGAUGUCGCGGCUAUUUAUCCUCAAAAGGUAAUUGAGAAGUUACGGGUUAUCCAUUCCCUUCAAGACAACUUGAUGCUUGAUUCACAAGCAGCCAUACAUUCGCCCAUUCAAGCCAAGAAGGUAUUAGAUAACAUAUUUGAAGUGUCGGUACAUUUUCCCUCAGACAUUAUGUAUGUUGAUGGGGUCUGUAAUUACGAGGUGAGUACAAAAAGCUUAGCUCGUAAUACUCGAAUAAUCUUAGUUACCUUGUCCGUAUAUUUGAUACAAAGUAACGAAUUCAAUUACGAAAACGAUACUCAGAUCGUUGAAAGCGAUACUAAAAUACUAUUGCAAUCUAUACCGUUGGAGAAUGUCAUAUUGGAUGACACCAAUUUCAAAUGGGAAUAUCAGGGUUUAUUAAAAUUACGAGAUCUGAAGGGUAAGGAAGACAUUUUACCGUACGUCACUAGAGAACAAAGAAAAGGUUUUACAUGUACCCAUGCCGUAAGUGUGGAAUUGGAAUAUAACCUUCAACCUUUAACAGAAGAUGAUAAAAGUAGAAACUCAGCUUUGAGUCGAUUUACCCAUUUAGUGCUGAGAAGGAAUUCCAAUCGGUUAUGGUUUAGAAUGUUAAAUCCGGUCACCAUAUUGAGUGAAAAAGCCAGUACUGCCGGAGAUAAGCCACCAAUAUACGAAAUGUCCGAUAGUUCAACUACGGAAUCAACAGGGUUACCUCCAGGAUAUACGAAUUCGUAA